UCCGGUUUGUUGUCAUACGGUUCUGGUUACGUUUUGUUUACUAUUCCGAAAGAACUUAAUUUAUGAAAUGAACUUAAUUUAAUUUAUAUUUCAAGACAUGAAAUUUCAAUUUUAGGCAUUCAAAGAAGAUAUGGCAUUACCUCGAUCUUCGGUUAUACAGUUGGAUGAUGGACAUGAUGCACAAUCUGAGCUUCAGUUCCAAGAUUUUUCAUUGGGGGCUACCAGUCCUGAUGUUGCUACUCUUAGUCCUUCUGGAAGUUACUCUAAUUACAAAGAAAAUUUAGAUUCACCUGGAGAUGAAAAUGAAGAUCUGUUAGGCACAGAGAAAAAAGAAGGCUCAUCAUUUUGGAAAUUUAGUUACUACCAGAGUUUUUUUGAUGUUGAUACAGAGCAAGUGGUCCAGAGAACCAUGUGGUCCAUGAUACCCUUGCCAGGUCGAGCAACAUUUCUGGAUAGACAAAUACGACCAAAGCCUGACCUUUAUGGUCCUUUUUGGAUUGCUGCUACUUUGGUGUUUAGUACAGCCAUCUGUGCUAAUAUAGCUAAUUACCUUACAACUGAAGGUCGAAGUGCUCAUACAUGGUCUUAUGAUUUUCACAAAGUAUCUCUUUCAGCAACUGCUAUCUAUUCGUAUGUUUUCUUGCUGCCUAUAAUUCUGUGGGGCUUAAUGUGGUAUAGACAGAGUUCAAAUAGAUACACUCUUCUGGAAAUAUUAUGUGUGUAUGGAUAUUCUCUAGCUAUUUAUGUUCCAAUAUCAGUCUUAUGGGUUAUACAAGUUGCAUGGCUUCAGUGGAUUCUAGUCAUUAUUGGAGCUACACUUUCUGGCACAGUGCUUCUCCAGACUUUUUGGCCCAUUUUUAGAGAUGAAAAUAAAAAAAUUGCUGCUGUUGUUUUGUGUUUGAUGCUACUAUUCCAUACUCUUUUAGCUGUUGGAUUUGUGACUUACUUUUUCCAGCCACCAAAUAGCGGAAAGACUCAGGUAUCUACCAUAAGUAACAUUCCAUCGCCAAGCCCAGAAAAAAGUUCUCCAAUACAUGAAAGAAAACAAAAAACAGUCUCUACAAUUUCGACUGCAGAUCAGCAGCUUAAAAGUUUGGCUCUCAUUUUGGAUAAAGAGAGUAGACCACCUAAGAAAUUAAAGACUAAGAAUGAUGUUGUAGAUCAAAUGGUAAAUGAUGCAGAAAGUAAAACAAUUAAAAACGAAUCUGAUUUCAAAUCAAUUCCUUUAAAAAUGAAUAAACUAAACCACAUCAUUAAUGGUAUUACUGUGAACAAAGCAUAAGAAGUGUUUUAUCUGUAUUUGUUGCAACUUGUAUUAUAUGAAAACAAUUUGUAUGAAUAAAU
Argiope bruennichi is the source of this 1344-nucleotide messenger RNA. RefSeq names its product protein YIPF1-like. Gene Ontology annotation, molecular function: small GTPase binding. Lineage: Eukaryota; Metazoa; Arthropoda; Arachnida; Araneae; Araneidae. Gene Ontology annotation, biological process: vesicle-mediated transport. Gene Ontology annotation, cellular component: membrane; Golgi apparatus. The coding region runs from base 131 to 1282 and encodes 383 amino acids. The record is from RefSeq and is a predicted model, not a curated record. The transcript is spliced from 9 exons.